AUGGAUUCGGCUGCAUGGGACUCCGAGAGCGAAAGUAGUGGCGAUGAUGACGUUGUCAUCGCCAUAGUGCUGUGUGGGUUAGUCGUCGCAGCGCAGAAGAAGGAAGUAUGUAACAGAGGCUCCAACAAGGGCAAACGGCCAAAGAUUGACCGCAACCGUGCUCAGUACGACCUACUGCUGCGUGUAGACUACUUUGAUUCCGAGCCUACGUACGACGACAACCAUUUCCGAAGGCGCUUUCAAAUGCGGAAGAGUCUAUUCCUGCAAAUUGCGAACGAUCUGGCACACCAGGACCCUUACUUUUAACAGAAACCUGAUGUCACAGGUGUAUA
Messenger RNA from Aphanomyces astaci, 332 nucleotides. RefSeq lists its product as hypothetical. Bases 1 to 306 code for a protein of 101 amino acids. Lineage: Eukaryota; Oomycota; Saprolegniomycetes; Saprolegniales; Verrucalvaceae. The transcript has a single exon. The record is from RefSeq and is a predicted model, not a curated record.